Messenger RNA from Plenodomus lingam JN3, 4122 nucleotides. RefSeq lists its product as uncharacterized. Lineage: Eukaryota; Fungi; Ascomycota; Dothideomycetes; Pleosporales; Leptosphaeriaceae. Gene Ontology annotation, biological process: regulation of ribosomal protein gene transcription by RNA polymerase II. The record is from RefSeq and is a predicted model, not a curated record. Gene Ontology annotation, molecular function: protein binding; DNA-binding transcription factor activity; sequence-specific DNA binding. Gene Ontology annotation, cellular component: nucleus.
AUGACCUUGAGUGUCCCACUUGGCCAGCGUUCGGACAAUGCGGAAAUACUGAGCCAAGACGGCCGUGCGCGUGAUGCCGGCCGAUGGAUGGUAGCGCCUCAAGCCUCUCACGGCCAGCGGCGCCGUUCAACCACGACGCCCGCAGACUUGCAGCCUUUGCGACUGCGCAACCACCGCCUUUCACCACCACCACCGCCGCCGUCACCACCGCCAUACUCCGAUCACGACUUCAUCGGCGCCUACAGCCUCUUCGAUCUGCCCGACGUAGUAUACGACAUUGCGAGCAGCCAUCACCAUCACCUUCUACCUCACCUUCACCCUCACCCUUGCCUCGACAGCCACAGUUACAGUCACAUCCACCACACACUCGACGAGGAUGGCUUCGGCAGCAUGGUCGUAGCCUCUGCCACCGAGCCUGUCCACCAUGUCACCUCGCACCAUGACGCCCCCACCGCACUGUCCUCGUCUGCUUCCACCCAGCGCAUCCCCGAUAUGGCCUCGGCAGCUGCGACCGUUGCCGCGGAGGGUACGCCUGCCGCCCCAGACCCCACAGACGCAGGUGCGCCUGGCAAUGCCAACUUGAGCCUCGCAGCCACACUCCCUCAUGACGUACCUUCUCUUGAUGCUCCUCUUGCAUUCCGCCAGAAUGAUGACCUCAACGCUACAGCCAUGGGCAUGGGCAUGGGCAUGAACAUGAACAUGAACAUGGCCAUCGACAACGACUUCACACCCAUGGAUUUCUCUGCCCCGCCUGCAACCAUCGACGAGCGCGUGAAUGCCUACGCCCGUCUCCGCUUCGACGACGGCUCAUACUACAUGCACACGUACCAGAUCAUCCUUGGCCGCAACAUUCACCUCGCCCACCGGGACAUGCGUCGCCUCGCAAAGGUUGACGAACUGAAUGCCAAAGGCCAGCCACGGGCCGCCGAGCAACUACUCAAUGGCAAGAGAAGCAAGAAGCGGAAGCGUGAUCACCGCGGCGCACGCAGUGUCAUCAGUGAGAAGGGAGGCAUUGUCAAUGCGCCCAUUGAAUCAAUGCCCGUCGACUUCCAGCAGCGUCGCCUUAGCAAUGCGUCGCAUUCACUCAGCUCGGCCUCCCAUCCCACGGGGGAUUCGGGCGAAGAGAAGCCUGCCGAGCGAGCUCCGCAGCAUAUGCUAAUGCAAUCUUUUCCCGAGGUUCCCGCUCAAUUCGACAACCAAGUUCCCGAGAACCCGGACGAUUGCCCCUUCGUGCCCAUACAUCCUCAGCACAUCACGACAAGCACAGGUGCCCAGGGGCCAAAAGGAAUAUCACGACGGCAUGCCAAGAUCUUUUACGACUUUGAAAAUAGAAAUUUCUGCGUCCAAGUUCUAGGCUCGAAUGGCCUGCAUCAUGAGAAUCAAUUUAUUCCAGCAGGCCAGAUCGUUCCGUUGGAUCAUGGCGACCACCUUCUCAUUGGCGCUGUCAAUAUCCAGUUCUUCCUUCCCGAUAUUGCUCUCACUGGCAAUGAGAACCUACCUCAAGAGCCUGGAUCUCGCCCCAUGAGCUUCUCUUUCGAGAACGGACAUGGCGAGCAGGAGAGUGACGAGGUGGAGAGUUCUGAGAGCGAAGGCGAGCUGAGCGUCAAUCCAAAACACGUCUAUCAUUACCCAAUCGACAGUGACUCUGACUCUGAAGAUGUCAUGGGCGAGGACGACAUGGAUGACUACGAAGAGCCUGCGCCACGUCCGCGGCAGAAGCAGAGCCUCAAAAUCAAGAUCAAGAAUCCGCCUCCACCACCGCCAAAGGAGCUGAAGAAGGUUUCCAAGCGAAAGCAUCGGGAGCCUACACCGGAAGAACCACCGGCUAAGAAAUCUAAACACAAGGCCAAGGAACAACCACAAGAAGUCGUCAAAGAGCACAAGGCGCCCAAGGAGGCGAAGGCCGCAAAGGACUUGAAAGAAACGAAAGCAGCGAAAGAAUCAAAGGAAGUUGAAAAGCCUAAGGAACCCAAGGAAUCCAAGGAUAAGGGAAAAGCGCCGGCCAAAACGCCGGCCAAAAUACCCAUCAAGAGCGAAACCCCUGUGGAGGAAGCCAGCCGGGAGACUUCCACGAAAGACGUUGAGCCUCCUGUCAAGUCUGUACCAAAUGACAGCCCACCAUUGUUGCGAAAACCCUUUGAAGGUGAAUUGGAAGCGGGUGGUGAGAUUGAAGGUCUCAUCACUGAGGAACUGGCUAGGCAACAUAACUUACCGACAUCCCUUAUUGGCCACGUUGUAGAGAAGCGUAAAGGCCCGGGUCGACCUCCAAAAGACGGUAUCAUGUCAAAGCGCCAGAGGUCCCAACUCGUCAAGCAAGCCAAGGAGAUUGAGAAGGCCAGGGCUGCUGGUAUCGACAUCAAGGAUAUACCUCCCCCUCCAAUCAAAACCAAAGUACCGAAACGCAAGGAGUCCAAUGCAGGUGAGGGCGAUGAUGAUGAAGUGAUGGAGUCGACAGAGGGUGGCGAUGGCACGAUGAUGGGCGACAAAAAGUCCAUGAAACCUUCAAAGCCUCCACGAACGCCGUCCCCAGAGAUGCGCAUCGAGGACUACACAGAGGAGCAGCUGCAACGUCCGUCGGCAAAUUACGUUGUUCUCAUUCACGAAGCAAUUUCCUCCUCGAGCACUGGUCAGAUGAACCUCCAGCAAAUUUAUAAUUACAUCGAGAAGAAAUAUCCUUGGUACAAGUUCAAGACGACGACAAGCGGUUGGCAAUCAAGUGUUCGUCACAACCUCGGUCAGCACGAUGCGUUUGUAAAAGGAGACAAGGAAGGCAAGGGGUUCAAUUGGAGGGUAAACCCAGAAGUCUCCAUCGAAAAGGAGCGCAGGAAGCGACAGGUCAGCCCCCCUACGAACCACACUCAGCGACCCCAAUACUAUCCCGCACCGAAUGGCUACGCCCCAUACCCGCCAUCAAAUUACUCAUUUCACCCCGGUAUGCCUCACGGUAUGCCGCCAGCUGCUCCCAGGCUCCCACCAAGUCUUGCGCAGCCUCGACUGCCACCUAGUAUGGCUCGCGAUGCAAAUGCAGCGGCUGCGUCCUUGUCGCAAGGAGGGUCUCAUCCGUCGCCAUAUGCUUCGCCCUGGGGCGGUGGUAAUGCCGCAGGAAGCCCUUCAGCGCCCAACCCCCCGCGGCCUUACCCACCUCCCAAUUCUCAGCCACAGCCGGCCUCUUCAGCUUCAGGAUCCAGUGGUCAAUAUGGUGUUCUUUAUCCAACCGCGGCGCCCUCGCCGUACGCCGCGCCCCCGGCCGCCAGCCCGUACGGUGGCCCUUAUCCCGCUGCAGGUCAAAGUCCAUAUGCACAAGGACCUUCUCGACCAUAUGCACCUUAUCCGCCACAAAACCAUCACCAUAACGGGGUCACGCCGCCAAACAUGCCGCCCACAGCAUCACCAUAUGCUGGCCAGUCUCCUUACGGAGCUCCUCCAUCAAAUACACAAGCUGAUAGUCAAACACCCCACCCUUCUGGGCGGUAUCCACUUGCGACGCACCCCGACCUUAUUCGACAGCUCGAGGCAUUUAGGAAAGUUUAUCUCGAUGCGAGGAAAGAGCCUGGUGAGCGUGAGAAAGUCGACAAUGCGAUCAGAGCCUGUGUGGACACAACUGUACCCGAAGCCAGUCUUACCAAUGCGGAAAGACAAUUGUUGACGUCCAUCAGCCGGGUUGAUGGUAUUGCCAAGCAUCUCAAGAGGCCGUCAUCAACACAGCAAGAGGGAACGCCAGUUACAGCCCCGGCAUCCACAAGCACAAUUGACGCUGGCACAGCUGCGGCUAUCGCAGCUGAUGCUGCUGUUGGUAAUGGAGGUCCGCAAGAACAAUGCAAACCACACUUAAUGCCACCAACCGAACCAGCUCCAGAGCAAGCUUCACGAACAAACGCUGAUCCUCAAAGCUUCACUCCCAACAUGACUGGUGAAGCAUCUGCUACCCCUGCCGCACCUCCUAUGCCUCUCUCGCAUCGGCCGAGUGUGGAGCCAAUCACCCCUGUACCUGGAUCGCCUGCGGUACAGAACGGCACGCCUCUAAAGCGACAGAUUCCAGAGGUUGACGUCGAGAGCACACCAAAUACAGAAGAAGCAGAUAAAGCAAAGGUUGAGCACGAUUCACCGGUCAAGACGGAGUAG